This is a messenger RNA of Syngnathus typhle (broad-nosed pipefish), 2304 nucleotides long. RefSeq names its product hyaluronidase 4 (gene hyal4). The record is from RefSeq and is a predicted model, not a curated record. Bases 177 to 1733 code for a protein of 518 amino acids. Gene Ontology annotation, molecular function: hyalurononglucosaminidase activity. The transcript is spliced from 6 exons. NCBI's taxonomy places the organism in Eukaryota, Metazoa, Chordata, Actinopteri, Syngnathiformes, Syngnathidae. Gene Ontology annotation, biological process: hyaluronan catabolic process; carbohydrate metabolic process.
GACUCAUGCCAGGGGAUUGAAAGGAUGUCUCUCGCCUUCUCCUUCAACGUCAUGGCCAUGAGGAGCACAUGGAUGGAUGGAUGGAUGGAUUGGGGCAAUGAGUUUGGGGCAGACAUGAGCAAGAGCAAGCAAGCGCGCCGUCUCAUCGACAGGGUGAAGGCCGGCCCCCCCGCCUGAUGGCCGGCGGGACGCCCACGGGGCUUCGGCUCGCCCUGACCGUCCGGCUGCUUCUCCUGCUGCCGCACGGCGGGUCGGCGGCCCAGAAGCCCGCCCGGCCUCCCCUGGUGGGCCGGCGGCCCUUUGUGGCGGCCUGGAACGCGCCGCUGGACAUGUGCGCCAUCAAGUACAACGUCAGCAUGGAGCUGGACGGCCUGUUCCACAUCCGCGGCAGCCCCCGCGCCGACUGGACGGGCCAGAACGUGACCAUCUUCUACGCCAACCGGCUGGGCUACUACCCGCGCUACACGGCGCAGGGCGAGGCGCUGCACGGCGGCGUCCCGCAGAACGGCAGCCUGGACGUGCACCUGCUCAAGGCCUACCGGGACAUCCAGCACUUCAUCCCCGCCCGAGACUUCCGCGGCCUGGCCGUCAUCGACUGGGAGUUCUGGCGCCCCCAGUGGAGCCGCAACUGGCACAAGAAGGACGUGUACCGGCGGCAGUCGCGGGAGCUGACCGCCAAGGCCUACCUCAACGUGACGGCGGCGCAGGUGGAGGAGCUGGCGCAGCGGCGCUUCGAGAAGAGCGCCCAGGAAUUCAUGCAGCGCACGCUGCAGCUGGGCACGCGCAUGCGCCCCGACGGCCUGUGGGGCUUCUACCUCUACCCGGACUGCCACAACUACAACCUGCACGAGGACGGCUACACGGGCCUGUGCCCGGCGCCCGAGCGCCUGCGCAACGACGAGCUGCGCUGGCUGUGGAACAGCAGCACGGCGCUCUUCCCGUCCGUGGCCAUCCGCAAGGCGCACGGCGGCAGCGCCGGCAGCCUGCGCUUUGCCCGCCACCGCGUGCGCGAGGCGCUGCGCGUGGCCUCGCUCACCUCCCGCGACCACGAGCUGCCCGUCUACGUCUACCUGCGGCUGGGAUACCGUGACGAGCCGCUCACCUUUCUCACCACGAAGGAUCUGGUCCACACCAUCGGCGAGAGCGCAGCGCUGGGGGCCGCCGGCUUUGUCAUUUGGGGCGACCUCAACCUGACCACGUCGCGGCACAACUGCAGUAAGGUGCGCUGGUUCCUGAACCACCGGCUGGGCCAGUACAUCACCAACGUGACGCGGGCGGCCGAGUCCUGCAGCCACUUCCUGUGCCAGAACAACGGGCGCUGCGUCCGCCGCAACCCCGGCGCACGCCACUACCUCCACCUGGACGCCGACAGCUACAGCAUCCGCCCCGGCUCGGACGGCAGCUUCGUCGUCGGCGGGCGCCACUCGCCGCGGGCCCUCCAAACGCUGGCCGAGCACUUCCGCUGCCAUUGCUACGAGGGCCACCUCGGGGAGCGCUGCCGUAGCGCCAACGAGGUGCCGGAGGAUGACGCCGGCCGCGACCUCGGCGACGACGAGCGGCGGAGGAGCGAGUGGGAGGACGAGCAGGCGGACCAGGGCCGCAGCGGGGCGUCGCCCGCCGCGGGCCUGGCCGCCGGUCUCCUCACGCUUUUGAUGCUCCUGCUGAACUUCCGAGGAACGCUCGAGACAUUGGAAUGUCUGUUAGCGUGCUGGCUGCUAGCGUGCUACAGCUAGCGCAGCUCCUAAGAAUGUAAUGACUUGAAGGCAAAAAGCAAAGGUCAAGGCCAUGCAGUAAUACUUGAAAUGGUUGUCCAAUUUGUAGCCUCCUCCACCUUCAUCAAAAAGAAGGGCCUUUUGUUUUUUUGAUAAUAAGCGCAGGUUGAAAGAAGGUCCAACUUUAGACACCGACGCUAAUUUCAUUCGUGGUUUUCCUCCCUCAACUGAAUUGCUGAAAGUUCAAGUCAUGACUCUGUGUUUUUGUUUGCGGUUCUUCACUUCCUCCCUCCUCUUCAGAAGUUGGACAAGCGUGUACGUGUGUGAGAACUUGUCCAGAUACCUCAGCCAAGGCCUACGAACAAUGGAAAUCAAAGAAUCCACGCUGUGUUUGGUCCCCGUCCGGAAUGUGCCAAGUGUUUUGCUGCAUGUAGCACUUGUUUGUUGUUGUUGUUGUUUUCAUCUCACUCGACUGCAACAAUGACUCUUUUUUUUUUUUUUUUUUUUUAAUCUUUUUCUUUUUGGAUUGUAAAGUGAAACGUGCAGCACACGAAUGUAAAGGCAGUGCCAAUAAAGCACGUUUCCAAUUGCA